Apodemus sylvaticus (European woodmouse) is the source of this 2782-nucleotide messenger RNA. RefSeq names its product platelet activating factor acetylhydrolase 2 (gene Pafah2). NCBI's taxonomy places the organism in Eukaryota, Metazoa, Chordata, Mammalia, Rodentia, Muridae. Gene Ontology annotation, molecular function: 1-alkyl-2-acetylglycerophosphocholine esterase activity. The record is from RefSeq and is a predicted model, not a curated record. The transcript has 11 exons. The coding region runs from base 40 to 1275 and encodes 411 amino acids.
GUCGGGUUCCGUCGAGUGACACUUCGAAGUUGCUUUUGAAUGAUCAGCGUGACUGGCCAGCAAGUUCCAGAGCCCCUGGCCUCGGCCCAGCUGGUGAUGAGAUGGGGGCCGGCCCCCUCUGUGUGCUUCCCGCCCAUCUCGGGACCCCACCACAUUGGCUGCACAGAUGUGAUGGAGGGUCACAGUCUUGAGGGGAGCCUCUUCCGACUCUUCUACCCUUGCCAAGCAUCGGAGAAGUGCGAGCAGCCCCUGUGGAUCCCCCGCUAUGAGUACUGCAUGGGCCUGGCUGACUACCUGCAGUAUAACAGGCGCUGGGUGGGCUUGCUGUUCAACGUGGGUCUCGGAUCUUGUCGCUUGCCUGUUAGCUGGAACGGCCCCUUUAAGACAAAGGAAUCUGGAUACCCUUUGAUCAUCUUGUCCCAUGGCCUAGGAGGCUUCAGGGCGUUGUACUCGGCCUUCUGCAUGGAGCUGGCCUCCCGUGGCUUUGUGGUUGCUGCUGUAGAGCACAGGGACCAGUCGGCCUCUGCCACCUACUUCCGCAAGCAGACCUCACAAGAGAGCUCGCCCGCUGAAUCUCUGGAAGAGGAGUGGAUUCCCUUCCGUCGAAUCAAGGAAGGGGAGAAGGAAUUCCAUGUCAGGAAUCCCCAGGUGCACCAGCGGGCAGAAGAGUGUGUGCGCGUGCUGCGAAUCCUUCAGGACGCCUCCGCUGGGAAGACCGUUGUCAACGUCUUCCCAGGUGGACUGGAUCUGACGACUUUGAAGGGUGGCAUCGACGUGAGCCGCGCGGCCGUGGUGGGACACUCCUUUGGAGGAGCCACGGCUGUUCUCGCUUUGACUCAGGAGGUCCAGUUUCGGUGUGCUAUAGCCCUGGAUGCUUGGAUGUUCCCUCUGGAACGGGACUUUUACCCCAAAGCCAGGGGCCCUGUGUUCUUUAUCAACGCCGAGAAAUUCCAGACGGUAGAGAGCGUCAACUUGAUGAAGAAGAUAUGUGCCCAGCACGAGCAGUCCAGGAUUGUGACUGUCCUAGGAGCUGUUCAUCGAAGUCAAACUGACUUCGCCUUUGUGACGGGCAACCUGCUUGCUAAAUUCUUCUCCAGUAAUACUCGUGGGACCUUGGACCCUUAUGAAGGUCAGGAGGUCAUGGUGCGGGCCAUGUUGGCCUUCCUGCAGAAGCACCUGGACCUGAAAGAAGACUAUGAUCAAUGGAGCGGCUUCGUGGAAGGCGUCGGACCGGCGCUCAUCCAAGGCGCCCCGCACUAUCUGUCCUGUCUAUAGGUCGCCUGAGCAGAGUUUCCACUUAGGAGCUGCCCAAGGGCACCUGCGACCUAUCGGCGGGACCCUUUUUCCUAGAUGGAGAAGGUGUAAUCAGAGAGCUGAUUGGGCAACUGGAUGCUUUGCCCUUGGGACUGUUGAUCUUAAAUGAGUCUUAGAACAGAUUGUGGAUGAUUCACUGGCUGAUUGGGAAGCUGAUUUUAGUUUGAAGUCAAGGACUCGCGACCCAGACUGGCUCUGAACGAACUACGUAUUGAGGAUGAUUCUCUUUCUGAAUGGCAGACAUCACCACUAUACCUGGCUUGUAUUCACACUAAGAAUCAGACCUACGUGAGCCACUGAGCCUUAUGUGCAGAGGACCUGUUCUCAAUAACAGUAGUCCCCACCUCUGUCCCGGGUUCUGUUUGCCUUAAGAACAGUGUCUACCUGCUCAGCCGAGUCCUCUCUUGGCUUGGGCCAUUCCUACUGUUCUGACCAUGCAGGUCACCAUGUGGAAUCCAUACCAACAGGCGCCAUUCCCUCUGUGCCGCCAUCACCCCAUAACCAGUCUUUUUGCUGUCCAGGCACACAUCUCAAGGAAAACCCACUGGAUCUGUGGGACCUACUUUGGACUGACUUUACGGUGGUUUGCCUGUAAAGGUUAGGCAGACCACUGUACUAACUGACCACAUCCCCUACUCUUGGCGAGCUAACUUUCUUAGGGUGAACCAAGAGAGUAAGUCAUGGGGUGGGACUGCCUGAGUCCCCUGUCCCAGGCGAAGCCCCAUGGAGCCUGGAUAUGACAGCUUGAUUGGGGAGCCCACUCUCUCAUCUUGGGCACCUGUUGCCUCAUGAAGCCAAAAGCCAGACUUUGGAAACCUUAGGGCUUCCAGCCCUGGCUGGUGCUCUCCACCUGCCCUCCCUCUCUCCAGAGUCUUCCCACCAUAUAACUAGAGUAAUGGACACUUUGUACUGCUAAGCUCAGGGGCCCGUGUAGGCCAAACAGUGUUGUCCUCGGAACAUUGCCACCAAGGAGCCCCUCAGAAGCUCAGCAUCUUUGAGGUUUCACAAGUAUAUCUUGUCAGGACACAUCCUGAGUAGGUUGAGAUGGGCUGGGAGCGAUCAGCGGAGCUGACCGGGCCACAGAGGAUGCCGGGCUGGCCAGCUCAGCUCCGGGAAUGUCCCUGGAGAGGUCUGACGUCAGCUUGCCUUGCCUCCUACUCAAACCAGGGUGCUUCAGUUGUCAGUUUUGUUUUAUUUCUGUUUUUGGUUUUUUUUGAGGCCUUCCCCCAAUUUAAGUCAAGAAACUGAUCCAGUCUGUUUCAUCCUGUUUCGUUGAAUAUUGGGGUUCAUGUUGGCCUAAUGGCAAGGUAGCCUGGGUGAUUAAAUGUGCAUUUCUGAAGUCCCACACAUGUGCUUUCUAAUUGUUUGAAUAUUAAAUGUUUCCUAGUCAGAAUGACCCCUGUGAUCUCUACCCUUCAAGAUUUGUCGAAACAUAAUCACUGUAUGAAUAAAAGCCAUCUACUCUGAA